AUCCAACUAAUCAAAUCACCUUCUUAGUUUACGCUGUAUAAACUCCUAGUUACUCCUUUCUCAAAUACACACAAAAAAACAAUCCGAUCAGCUUUAGAAUCCAAAUCUUCUCAAUGGGGAGCCAAAUGAAGAAGCAAUGGCUUCAAUUUGCUUGUGCUUUCGCAUUUUUCUUGAUUGCAACAUGCACUACGGCAUAUUCACCUUAUUCUGAUAAACCUCCAGUUCCAACAUACAGUAAAGUACCAACCACAGUAGCCAAAAGUGAUGAUUACAAGGUACCUUCAGUGCCUAAACAGGACUAUAAGGCACCAUCUUUGUCAAAGAAUGAUUACUACAAGAAGCCAUCAGUUCCAGAAGAUAACUACAAAAAAGUGUCAUCAGUGCCUAAACAGGAUUACAAGGCGGCAUCUUUGCCAAAGAAUGAUUACUACAAGAAACCAUCAGUUCCAGAAAAUAACUACAAGAAGGUACCCUCAUUGCCUAAAAUGGAAUACAAGGUGCCCUCAGUGCCUCAAUCGGAAUACAAGGCGCCAUCUUUGCCAAAGAGUGAUUACUAUAAAAAGCCAUCGGUUCCAGAAGAUAACUACAAGAAGGUACCAUCUGUUCCAAAAAGUAGCGACUACAAGGUUCCCUCAAUGCCUAGACAUGAAUACAAGUUGCCCUCAGUGCCUAAACAGGAAUACAAGGCACCAUCUUUACCAAAAAAUGAUUACUACAAAAAGCCAUCGGUUCCAGAAAAUAACUACAAGAAGGUACCAUCUGUUCCAAAAAGUAGUGAUUACAAGGUGCCCUCAAUACCUAUACAGGAAUACAAGGCUCCCUCAAUGCCUAAACCGGAAUAUAAGGUGCCAUCUUUGCUGAAAAACGACUACCACAAGAAGCCAUCAGUUCCAGAAGAUAACUACAAGAAGGUGCCAUCAGUUCCAAAAGCUAACAACUACAAGGUACCCUCAGUACCUAAAUCGGAAUACAAAGUUCCUUCUUUGCCAAAAAAUAACUACAACAAGAAACCAUCACCUUCUCCUCCACCACCUUACUAUUACACCCCCUCCUCCUUCUCCAUCACCACCUCCUCCAUAUUAUUAAAUUUUCAUCUUUCAUGAUCAACAUUUUUCAAGGAAGUCCUUCUCCAGCUCACAAUAUAUAAACCCAAGGGUUAUCAUAUUGCGAGUCGGAGGCAUGCUAUCAAAAGUUGUAAUUCUUUAAUGUUACGUUGUUUCCUAUUCCUUCUUCGGUUUGCAUUUAGAUUCUAUUUUUGAAUGUUUCAGAGAAUUGUUUCAAUUGAAUACAAGUUCCUUUUAUUGAGAAUU
Lycium ferocissimum is the source of this 1310-nucleotide messenger RNA. RefSeq names its product protein PELPK1-like. The coding region runs from base 114 to 1103 and encodes 329 amino acids. The transcript has a single exon. The record is from RefSeq and is a predicted model, not a curated record. Lineage: Eukaryota; Viridiplantae; Streptophyta; Magnoliopsida; Solanales; Solanaceae.